AUGGAGGAUGUACGCCUACAGUCGACACGUGCGGCUUUUCUGCUAUUUUGCCCCAAUUGUUGUUGCGAGAAACCUCGCGAGCUGGUGAGAGUUGCAGUGGCUGGAAAAAUGGGGCAAUUAUGUGACUUCUGUUCGGAGCAGAGAUCCAUGGUCUAUUGUAGAUCAGAUGAUGCUUACUUAUGUUUAACGUGUGAUUGGAACAUUCAUUCUGCUAAUGCUCUUUCCAGGCGCCAUUCGAGGACACUUGUCUGUGAGCGAUGCAAUUCUCAGCCUGCUGUAGUCAGAUGCAUCACAGAGAAUGUAUCACUUUGUCAAAAUUGCAACUGGAAUGUACAUGGAGACCCUACUUCAGAUACAGGGCACAAAAGGCGAACAAUCAAUUGUUAUUCUGGAUGCCCUUCUGCGAGUGAGCUUUCAAGGAUUUGGUCAUUCUUUUCGACGGAUGAUUCUAGUUGUAAGCAUGAAAUAGGUUCAAUGAGUCUGGAAAAGGAAGAUCAAAGCCUGUUGCACUGUCAACUUAUGCCUAUUGAAUACAGAAGAACAGAGGAUGCUAUGGAUCCCAUGACUUCUGAUGCUGAUGGAUUUUGUGGAAAUGAAUCCUUGGGUCUUCUCAACAAGAAGCAUUGUAGGGGAAUGGAUCGCUUGUUCAAAUGUCCAAUUCCCCUGCAUUUAUGCUACUUUUGGCUGUUGCUGUUGGUAGACUGGGGGCUAAUUGCUAAGAAGGCAUGUUUGUCUAGCACAAAUGGUCUCAUUGCUUCCGCUGAUGAUCUCUACAAGGACUUCAACUUCUCAGAUAUUGACUUGAGUUUUGAUAACUUAGAAGAGCUCUUUGGUGGAUCACUUGGUACACCGCAACAGCUUUUCGAGUUUGAUGGACUAGAUAGCUUGUUUGAAAAUCCAACUUUAUGUUGUGCUGAAAUCAAUAAGGCAGCACGCAGCAAUCCAGUAGUCGCCGAUUCUGUGACAAGCUGUAGAACUGAUCCAAACAAUGGCUUUCCAAGACAAGCACAUUCUAAUCUGUCAUUUUCAUUCUCUGGCCAGACUGGUGAGAAUAGCACGGGAGAUUACCAAGAGUGUGGCAUGUCUUCAAUGUUUAUGUUGGGGGAACCUCAAUACCUUAUCUCCUGUCCGGAAAGUCAGUUGCCAUCGGCCAGCAGGGAUUGUGCUGUCUUGCGGUACAUGGAGAAAAAGAAGUUACGCAAGUUUGGUAAAAAGAUAAGAUACCCUAAACGCAAGGCCAUGGCUGACGUUAGGAAACGUGUCAAGGGGCGUUAUGUGAAAGCUGGAGAUCCAUAUGAUUAUGACCCUUUGUGCCGUACAAGCUGCCACUGA
Molecule: messenger RNA, 1332 nt
Organism: Fraxinus pennsylvanica
Lineage: Eukaryota; Viridiplantae; Streptophyta; Magnoliopsida; Lamiales; Oleaceae
Source: the annotation of a GenBank genome assembly